This is a messenger RNA of Cryptotermes secundus, 2200 nucleotides long. It is a transcript of the gene aPKC, whose product is annotated as atypical protein kinase C. Bases 116 to 2053 code for a protein of 645 amino acids. NCBI's taxonomy places the organism in Eukaryota, Metazoa, Arthropoda, Insecta, Blattodea, Kalotermitidae. The record is from RefSeq and is a predicted model, not a curated record. The transcript is spliced from 12 exons. Gene Ontology annotation, molecular function: protein binding; ATP binding; protein serine/threonine kinase activity. Gene Ontology annotation, biological process: protein phosphorylation; establishment or maintenance of cell polarity.
ACUUGCGCGUUGGAUCCUCUGGCAGCGUGAUGUAGGCAAGCAGGAGCAGCUGGGUCUGGGCCGAACGGGGUCAGAUCAAGCAGCAGGGUCGGUCGACUAGGUCACAAUAUUCAUCAUGGCCUGGGGAUAUUGGAGUGCUACGUCAGUUCUUCCGGAUAGGGGUCGGUCUCCCCGUCGCCAGGCAACUACAUGUGUGCCGGUAUCGGCGGCCCCUGCAGGUCCCGGCCUCAACAGUGUCGGAACCGUUGGUGGCGGUGAGAACGGAGCGGGUGGUACUGGUGGCACCCUUCCUCAUCCAGGAUCUGCUCGCGCCGAGGCGUUAUCGCGACGGUCGUCUGUGGAUGUAGGCAUCUCGGGGCCAGGGGGCGCCCUGGCUGUGGUGCUGUGCGGUGGCAGUGGCCACACGUCCAGAGAGAGGGGCAACAACAGUUCCGGCAAUAAAUUCGAGUUUCGACAUCAGGAACAUUGUCAGUUGCAUCAACCUGCCCUGGUCGAAUGUCACCACGAAUUGUCAGCCUCGGAUGACGAAGACGCCGAUCCUGGAUAUGCCACAGUAUUCCCCAAUGUGCCGACAGCGCCGGGGAUGCCUUGCCAAGGAGAGGACAGGAGUAUCUACAGGCGGGGGGCGAGACGAUGGAGGAAGCUGUACCGUGUGAAUGGACACAUCUUCCAAGCCAAGCGGUUCAACCGACGAGCGUUCUGUGCCUUUUGCCAAGACCGCAUCUGGGGUUUGGGUCGCCAAGGUUUCAAGUGUAUACAGUGUAAAUUAUUGGUUCAUAAAAAGUGCCAUAAAUUGGUACAAAAGCCCUGCAGUAAUGAACAAGUGGAGCCUAUAUUCAAAGAAGAGACAAAUGGGGAGACACCAACACUCAGUACUCCAACUUCUGAACUUUUACCAGAUCUAAAGGAGUUUCCCGAGCCCCCAUUGGACCUUACUUCAGAUUGCAUCCCCGUUGAGGACCCAACAAAGAGUGAGGAAUCUCUAGAACCAGGCUCACAGCGACAGUAUUCCCUGGUUGACUUCGAACUGAUCCGUGUUAUUGGCAGAGGCAGCUAUGCUAAAGUGUUAAUGGUGGAACUCAAGAAAACACACCGGAUAUAUGCCAUGAAAGUCAUUAAGAAAGCCCUUGUGACGGAUGAUGAGGAUAUUGAUUGGGUACAGACAGAAAAGCAUGUUUUUGAGACAGCCUCAAACCACCCCUUUCUGGUGGGACUGCAUUCGUGCUUCCAAACACCAAGCCGACUCUUCUUUGUCAUUGAAUUUGUUCGAGGAGGAGAUCUCAUGUUCCAUAUGCAGAGGCAGCGCAGGCUUCCAGAAGAGCAUGCACGUUUCUAUGCAGCUGAGAUCAGCCUUGCUCUGAACUUUCUGCAUGACAAAGGUAUUAUAUAUCGUGAUCUGAAACUAGACAACGUUCUCCUAGACCAUGAGGGCCAUAUCAAGUUGACAGAUUAUGGAAUGUGUAAAGAAGGGAUAAGGCCUGGUGACACGACCUCCACGUUCUGUGGAACACCCAAUUACAUAGCACCAGAGAUACUCAGAGGAGAAGACUAUGGAUUCAGUGUUGACUGGUGGGCUCUGGGAGUGUUACUGUAUGAAAUGUUAGCAGGCAGAAGCCCCUUUGACAUUGCUGGUGCCUCAGAAAAUCCUGACCAGAACACUGAAGACUAUUUGUUUCAAGUGAUUCUAGAGAAAACCAUCCGUUUUCCUCGGUCAUUGUCUGUGAAAGCUGCAUCUGUGCUCAAGGGUUUCCUGAACAAGAACCCCGCUGAUAGAUUAGGCUGCCAUCGAGAAACUGGAUUCCUUGACAUAGUCAACCAUCCCUUCUUCAAAAGCAUUGACUGGGAAAUGCUUGAGCAGAAGCAAGUGGCCCCCCCGUACAAGCCUCGUCUCGAGUCGGAUCGAGACCUCGCCAAUUUCCCGCCAGAGUUCACCGAUGAGCCAGUUCAUCUCACGCCUGAUGAUACGCGGGUGAUUGAGAAGAUUGAUCAGACUGAAUUUGAAGGUUUUGAGUAUGUGAACCCACUGCUCAUGUCACUGGAAGACUGUGUGUGACGUCAGGACUUGGCCCACCAUCUUGAUGACGUGCUAGUGAUGUCAGAUGAAGAGAUGAGGGCCGAUGACAAUGGCAGCGGACGAGGCAUCCUGCAUCAGAUGUUCUGCCUUCCGUUACACUAGGACAUAGCACACGUUAUAUAUAUA